Messenger RNA from Ylistrum balloti, 1828 nucleotides. Its product is annotated as major facilitator superfamily domain-containing protein 4B-like. The transcript is spliced from 5 exons. The record is from RefSeq and is a predicted model, not a curated record. Lineage: Eukaryota; Metazoa; Mollusca; Bivalvia; Pectinida; Pectinidae. Bases 200 to 889 code for a protein of 229 amino acids.
AUGGUUCUGUGAGCAGCAUAUAAGACAGACGAAAAUAUUAACGCAGAUUAAGUAUAGUUAUUGGAGAAACGUUAACUAAGGGAACAGAACCAAACAUUUCCUCAAAGGUUCCUAAACUCAUCUAAAGGCCAAAAAAAUGAGACAGUGCCUACACAUAGAAAGAUCUUUAGAAAAGAGAAAAAAGUUAUGAUACCAAGAAAUGCAAAAGGACCAGGACCAUUUCAUCAGUACUUUGGACUAUGAAAAAGAUUAUCAACAAAAAGCUGGAGAUUGGGAAACAGAUAAUGAGAGACAAUAUCAACAGACAUUUUGUCAGAAGAUUCAGCAGAACAAGAAGUUUCGUGCCAAGUUUACUUAUAGUGUAGUUCAGUGUUUCGCCUACAUGUUACUGGGAUGGAUGAAAGCUCAAAUUGGUCCCUCAUUCUCAGACAUUCUCCGUAUCGCUGAUGCGAGUCUUGACCAAGGAGGCAUUAUUAGGACCAUCUACUACGUGGGUGUUGUAAUCGGAUGUCUGGCCUGUGCAAUAUUGUUUCUUCGUCUACCAACACCAUUGUUAUCUGCUGUCAUUUUUGCUGUCGUGACUGUCGACAUUGCUGUCAUUCCCUGGUGUUCCAAUUACAUUGCUAUGGUGACCACUCAUUUUAUACAAGGUUUCUGUUUUGGAAUUUUUGAUACAAUUACUUUCGCCGAAGCAGUGCGAAUAUGGAAGAAUAAUUCCAAAUCAUAUAUGCAAAUAUUGGCUUUUGGAUUUUCACUGGCGUCUGUGGCAUCCCCGUUGGCCUCUGCACCAUUUCUGACUGAUAUAAAAUAUACUUCGUUGUCUUCAGCAAACGUUACACAGAGGGAUUCACCAGAUACAAAACAAUAUACUAAUCUCAACAACACAUAGUUUUAUAGUGUUAGAAACCAACGAAUCGUUAGUUCAGCCAGAACCGUUGAAGUUUUACAAAGCUUACACAAUAACAGCAGUUCUUACUUUUAUAGCGUUUGUAUCGCUACUGACGGUGUGGAUAGUAUAUCGGGGGCAUUUUAGAUCUGUACAAAUGUCAGUGACAGUGAAAACAGCUGAUACAGGCAUAGAGCAAGGGUACUCAUCGACACAGCAUCUAACUGUCAAACGGAAAGUGUUUUACCUGGUAUUAAUGUCAACACUAUUUGCUGUAUACAACUCGGUGGAUUAUACGUUUACGGAUUUCCUCACCUUGUUCUGUGUUAGACAAUUGCAUUGGAAGACAACGGAUGGAGCCUUUCUGACAUCCAUUGUGUUUGUUGCCUCGUUAUUCAGUCGUUUUGCCGCUAUAUUUUUGGUGCGAGUCAUUCGUUUGGAUGUAUAUAUGGGGAUACUAAUGUGUCUUUUGAUUGGUUCUUUCAUCGGAAUGGCGUUUAUAGCUCAUACCCUGUGGAGUCCUGGGAUGUGGGCUUGCUCAGCUUUAGUAGGCGUGGCUACUGGGCCGAUUCCAGGAGCUCUGGUGUCCUGGACGCACGAGGCGUUUGUCCCCGUUACUGGUAGAGUGUCGUCUGCUCUCCUUGUAGCAGCAUUUAUUGGUGCUACAGUUAACCCGCCAAUACUCACUCAUCUGUUCGCGGUAACGGCAACAUGGUUUACAUAUCUGUUUGUUAUAGAAAGUUUUAUAACACUCUGUAUUUUCAGCUUGGCAGUUUUCUUUUCAAUGAAAAAGUAGUGUAAACCAAUUAGAUCAAAAUUCAGAUAAACAAUAUAUAAAUUAAGAUUACUUCUAGAACCGAUGGCAUUGCAAGAGUUAAUACUGGUCUGGCCGUGGUUUAGGAAAGACAUAACAUUUUGAUAAUUAAACCAAAUAUAUAUUAA